AUGGAAGGCAAAGAACCCUUGGUUAUCAUAACCGAUCAAGAUCAAGCCAUGGCCGCGGCUAUUGAAUCACAACUUCCGAACACAUCACAUUUGUUAUGCUCAUGGCACAUUAGCAACAAAUUCCCCGAGAAACUUGCAACAUAUUAUUCGAAGGAAGGGUUUAAAUUUGAUUUCAACAAUUGCAUAUAUCACUCUUUGACUGAAGUUGUGUUUGAAGAUCGGUGGAAUGCUUUGGUUUUGAAGUACAAUUUGGAAGGCAAUACAUGGCUUCAAGGGUUAUAUGCUUUGAAGCAUAAGUGGGUCGAGGCUUACACAAGAAACACUUUUUCUGCGGGUCAAAAGACCACAUCAAGAAGUGAAGGAAUGAAUGCAUAUUUCGAUGCCUAUGUUGGUUCUUGCACCGGUUUGAAAGAUUUUGUAGAGGGUGCACAAAAAGCUUUGGAGAGGCAAUUCAUGCGUGAGAAAGACGAGGAUUAUGUGACGUUUCAUAGAAGUCGUUGCAUGCAAAUGAAAACCGCUAUGGAGCACCACGCAGCUUCCAUUUAUACGAAAGAAAUGUUUCGAAGAUUUCAGAAACAAUUGGUUGAAUCAUCUAAGUACUUUGUGGAGAAAGAUAGAGAUCGGUCCUUGGAAGAUGUUCAAGACACGUUCUACAAAUGUUAUAGACCGUUGAUGCGUGCUUCUCAAAGAAACACGUAUCUUGUCAAAUUAUUGCCGUCACAUUAUUGCCGUCUUGACGAAGAGGUGUGUGGCGGAACUACCGGAACAUUUUGUCAAACGGCGUUGGACAAGGGACGCCAAUAG
Daucus carota subsp. sativus is the source of this 804-nucleotide messenger RNA. Its product is annotated as protein FAR1-RELATED SEQUENCE 5-like. The record is from RefSeq and is a predicted model, not a curated record. The transcript has a single exon. The coding region runs from base 1 to 804 and encodes 267 amino acids. Gene Ontology annotation, biological process: regulation of DNA-templated transcription. Lineage: Eukaryota; Viridiplantae; Streptophyta; Magnoliopsida; Apiales; Apiaceae.